This is a messenger RNA of Paramecium octaurelia, 436 nucleotides long. The record is from the annotation of a GenBank genome assembly. Lineage: Eukaryota; Ciliophora; Oligohymenophorea; Peniculida; Parameciidae.
AUGACAGAAAAGAAUGUAUCAAUAAUUUGUCAGCUUUAUAGAAAUAAUUUACAGAUGAAAAGUCUAUUAUAUCACAGCAAUUCCACUAGCAUCUGAGAGUUUUCCAUGAUAAUUAAUAAAUAAAGAAAUUAGAGAAUUUUAAUAUUGAUUUUGGAAGAAUUGUUGCUCGUAUUUGUUAGUAGAGAGCAAUAUUCUAAGAUUUUAUCGUAGAAUAUCUGCAGAUUUUCUAAGACUGUAAGGAUGGAGAGCCUUGAAAUGUAAUUUUUGUUAUGACUUAAAGAAUCUAUCAAAUUAGAUACAUGAAUUCUAGUAGAAGUAUUAUGCAAAUCCUUCAUUUGCAGAAAUGACAGUCAAAAAGUUAUUGAAUUUAGUUUCUUUUUGGAUGCUUUUGAGCAUAUUGGAAUUAGAGAGAGUGUUUGAUAAUCGUUGGCUAUGA